AUGCCUAAAAAAAAGGGAAAGGGACGUUGUUUCGCCUGCUUUGUCUGUCUGAUGCCACUGAGACCUCCUUUGCGCCGCGCGGUUUCGCCGCCGUGCUCCCUCCUUAAGCGCGGGGGCGGCAAGAACCGCAGACGUGGAAAGAACGAGUCCGACCACGAGAAGCGUGAGCUCACCUUCAAGGAGGACGGUCAGGAGUACGCCCAGGUCGUCAAGAUGCUCGGCAACGGCCGCCUCGAGGCCCUCUGCUUCGACGGCACCAAGCGCCUCGGCAACAUCCGCGGCAAGCUCCGCAAGAAGGUCUGGAUCAACCAGGGCGACAUCAUCCUGCUCUCGCUGCGCGAGUACCAGGACGACAAGGGCGACGUCAUCCUCAAGUACACCGCCGACGAGGCCCGCUCCCUCAAGGCCUACGGCGAGCUGCCCGAGUCGGCCAAGAUCAACGAGACGGACACGUACGGCGCCGAGGGCAACGACGACUGCAACUUUGAGUUUGACGACGACCGCGACGACUCGGACGACGACUCGGACGACACCGAGGACGGCAACAAGGGCAAGAAGGACAUUGCCAUUGAUGACAUUUAA
This is a messenger RNA of Verticillium alfalfae VaMs.102, 582 nucleotides long. Its product is annotated as eukaryotic translation initiation factor eIF-1A. The record is from RefSeq and is a predicted model, not a curated record. Bases 1 to 582 code for a protein of 193 amino acids. NCBI's taxonomy places the organism in Eukaryota, Fungi, Ascomycota, Sordariomycetes, Glomerellales, Plectosphaerellaceae. Gene Ontology annotation, cellular component: cytoplasm. Gene Ontology annotation, molecular function: translation initiation factor activity; RNA binding. Gene Ontology annotation, biological process: translational initiation. The transcript has 3 exons.